AUGAAUAAAUUAGGAAUAUGUAAACUAUUAUCUAAUGAUUUGUGGAGUCGUAAUAACAAACCUCUCGCUUCCGAGGUUUUAACGAGGUACCUGCUGCAAACGAAGGAGCCACCGUGGACAUCGUACUUCGUGAAGUACCGGGACAUUAAAAAUGACCAACGAGGCUUGUCUCAUUUCAAUUGGCCUGUCGGUAAUUCAAACUACCAUGUUCUGCGUACCGGGUGCUUCCCUUACAUAAAGUACCACUGCACGAAACGCCCUGUAGAAGACCUCACGCUCGAUGACAGAUUCUACAAGGCUAUCAAGAUAAUUAACCUUGGAAUUCCUACUCUGGUUUAUGGACUCGCAGCUAUCUACUUAAUACGGCAUCAAGAGCCUGUCAAGACUUCGCGAGGUCAAGUCGUUAUAUACUUUUUACUCCCCGAAGACAAGGGAUCAAGAUACUGA
Cotesia congregata is the source of this 447-nucleotide messenger RNA. The record is from the annotation of a GenBank genome assembly. NCBI's taxonomy places the organism in Eukaryota, Metazoa, Arthropoda, Insecta, Hymenoptera, Braconidae.